Silurus meridionalis is the source of this 2075-nucleotide messenger RNA. RefSeq names its product SMAD family member 9 (gene smad9). Gene Ontology annotation, molecular function: RNA polymerase II cis-regulatory region sequence-specific DNA binding; DNA-binding transcription factor activity, RNA polymerase II-specific; I-SMAD binding. Gene Ontology annotation, cellular component: heteromeric SMAD protein complex. Bases 296 to 1696 code for a protein of 466 amino acids. NCBI's taxonomy places the organism in Eukaryota, Metazoa, Chordata, Actinopteri, Siluriformes, Siluridae. The transcript has 7 exons. Gene Ontology annotation, biological process: regulation of transcription by RNA polymerase II; cell differentiation; transforming growth factor beta receptor signaling pathway. The record is from RefSeq and is a predicted model, not a curated record.
UGCUACACCUCCAGUCGCUCUCUCUCUCUCUCUCUCUCUCUCUCUCUCUCUCUCUCUCUCUCUCACACACACACAACCUGAAUGAGGCUGCUGUAGCGGGAAUAGGCUGUAGAGCGCAGAGGUUCUACAAAGCGUUAAUAAUCAGUCACUUUUGGAUUCCUCAAGAAACCGUCCCCAUAGGGGGAUUCAUGCUCAACUUCCACUGGAAGCUCCUGAACUUUUUCCUUUUAACUAGCAUUAAUUUCAGCCCAUCCUUCCUUUAUUUCUUUUAGAAGUUUUGCUGCACUUUGUGACAAUGCACUCCACUUCAUCCAUCACAUCACUGUUUUCAUUUACAAGUCCAGCUGUGAAGCGGCUGCUGGGCUGGAAACAAGGUGAUGAGGAGGAGAAAUGGGCAGAGAAGGCUGUAGACUCACUAGUGAAGAAGCUGAAGAAAAAAAAGGGUGCAAUGGAGGAGCUAGAGAAGGCACUAAGCUGUCCAGGUCAACCAAGCAAGUGCGUGACCAUCCCGCGCUCCCUGGACGGACGGCUGCAGGUGUCGCAUCGGAAAGGCCUGCCACAUGUCAUCUACUGCCGUGUGUGGCGCUGGCCUGACCUCCAGUCACACCAUGAGCUUAAAGCACUGGACUGUUGUGAGUUUCCAUUCGGCUCCAAACAAAAAGACAUCUGUGUCAACCCCUACCACUACCGCCGUGUGGAGACACCAGUGUUGCCUCCUGUCCUGGUACCUCGCCACAGCGAGUUUAACCCUCAGCACAGUCUGCUAGCUAAAUUCCGCCAUGCUUCCCUACACAGUGAGCCACUCAUGCCCCAGAAUGCCACUUUCCCAGACUCGUUUCCUCCACUGCCUUGCAGCUCUUUCUCCUCUUCUCCAUCCAGUUCUCUUCAGUCCCCGAAUACACACAGCCACCCAAACUCCCCAAGCAGUACGUCGGACCCUGCAAGUCCCUAUCACAUCACAGCAGAGACUCCACCACCACCGUACAGCAUGAUGGAAACAAGCCCUCCACAGGAUGUGAAGCCAGGAGAGUCAUCCAACACGACUAAACUCACUCUAUCUGCUCCACACAGAGACUUGAGGCCAGUGUGUUAUGAAGAACCAGAGCACUGGUGUUCUGUGGCAUACUAUGAACUGAACAACAGAGUUGGAGAGACCUUUCAUGCAUUAUCACGGAGCAUUCUGGUGGACGGCUUCACAGACCCAUCUAACAACAAGACUAGGUUCUGCUUAGGGCUGCUGUCUAAUGUCAACCGCAACUCCACCAUUGAACACACCCGCCGGCAUAUAGGCAAAGGUGUGCACCUCUAUUAUGUAGGGGGUGAGGUGUACGCUGAGUGCCUGAGUGACAGCAGCAUUUUCGUACAAAGUCGCAACUGCAACUACCAGCAUGGCUUCCAUGCCACCACUGUGUGCAAAAUCCCCAGCGGCUGCAGCCUCAAGAUUUUCAACAACCAGUUGUUUGCCCAGCUGCUGUCGCAAUCAGUCAACCAUGGCUUUGAGGUGGUGUAUGAGCUCACUAAGAUGUGCACCAUCAGAAUGAGCUUUGUUAAGGGCUGGGGUGCAGAAUAUCACCGCCAGGAUGUCACGAGCACCCCCUGCUGGAUAGAGAUCCACCUGCACGGACCUCUGCAAUGGCUUGAUAAAGUUCUGACCCAAAUGGGUUCUCCACACAACCCUAUCUCAUCUGUUUCCUAACACUGUAUAUACACUCUGUAACUUACAGACUCCACACUCCACAGCCUGAGGAUCAGCACAGAACUAAGCAGUGUCCAAACUGCCAUCUCAGAGUUCACUAGAGGAUCAUGGUACCAGUAGUCUAUUACAGACUAAAGACUUUUAAAGCAUCUUGUGCAUCUAAUUGUUGAAGAAAGUUUUACAAUUGUUUCUGUGUACUUUAAUUUUCUUUUUUUUUUUUUAAAUCAGAAUCACUUUUCCAUAAUCUGAUUUCUGUACAGUCCAUACAGCAACACAGUGAUUGAGAAUUGAGGAACAAGUAAAGGCAAAUCAUCAGGACUAGCAAUGUUAGCUUGAUGUUUGUUUUUGUGUUGAAAAUAUGAGUAAAUAUUGAACCCUA